AGGUGUGAUGGGGCGCUUAGAUGGAAAAGUCAUUGUGCUGUCAGCAGCAGCACAGGGUAUCGGACAGGCUGCUGCCAUUGCAUUUGCUAAAGAAGGAGCACAGGUGAUUGCAACUGAUAUCAAUGGAGACAAGUUGAAGGCGUUGGAGUCAUACAAAGGUAUACAGACACGAGUGCUGGAUGUGACUAAAAAGGACCAAAUUGAAAAACUGGCUCAGGAAAUAGAAAGAAUUGAUGUUCUUUUUAAUGUAGCGGGCUUUGUCCACCAUGGAUCCAUUCUAGACUGUGAAGAAGCAGAUUGGGACUUUACGAUGAAUGUUAAUGUGCGGAGCAUGUAUCUGAUGAUCAAAACUUUCCUGCCAAAAAUGCUUGCACAAAGGUCCGGGAACAUUAUCAAUAUGUCUUCUGUUGCUUCCAGCAUUAAAGGAGUGGUAAAUAGAUGUGUAUAUAGCACAUCAAAGGCUGCCAUAAUUGGUCUAACUAAGUCAGUUGCUGCAGAUUUCAUUGAGCAAGGCAUUAGGUGUAACUGCAUAUGCCCAGGAACUGUGGACACCCCAUCUUUAAGAGAACGAAUCCAAGCUAGGCCAGACCCUGAGCAGGCAUUGAAGGACUUUCUGGCAAGGCAGAAGACUGGUCGAAUGUGCACGGCUGAAGAAGUUGCACACCUCUGUGUGUAUUUAGCUUCUGAUGAAGCUGCCUAUGUGUCGGGUAAUGCACAUAUUAUUGAUGGUGGCUGGAGUCUCUAAUUGUGAAUCUCCUGUCUGGCCAGCCAUAUAUCAAGCGAAAAAGAAGAUGAUAU
Messenger RNA from Nanorana parkeri, 798 nucleotides. RefSeq names its product 3-hydroxybutyrate dehydrogenase, type 2 (gene BDH2). The transcript is spliced from 9 exons. Gene Ontology annotation, molecular function: 3-hydroxybutyrate dehydrogenase activity. Gene Ontology annotation, biological process: siderophore biosynthetic process. The record is from RefSeq and is a predicted model, not a curated record. Lineage: Eukaryota; Metazoa; Chordata; Amphibia; Anura; Dicroglossidae. Bases 8 to 745 code for a protein of 245 amino acids. Gene Ontology annotation, cellular component: cytoplasm.